AAGGCUACGCGAUUUUGCAACAUCUUGAAAAUCCAUUUUGAAAACUUAUUAGAAUCCUUGCAAAGAGCUAACAAUGUCGCAAGAAUAUCGAAGGCGAAUAUCUUCGCGUAAAAUAAGCGUGCUCAUUAACAAUCGUCGUGGAAGUAACAAACAGAAAAUGCAGGUGCGAACUUAUCAACCCACCUAUCGAUUAAAUUCAAGAAAACGUUUCAAUAUCGAAGACGUUGAGAAAACACUCCAGAAUAUCGUCAAAUCAGAAUUAGAAGAGGUGGAAUACAGUGAUAAAACCGCUGCAGAACUGUGCCUUAGUUUGACAGAAAAUAUUAGGUCAGCUAUAAAAGAAGAAAAUUAUGACAGGUAUAGAAUAAUUGUAGCCGUCAGUAUAGGCCAGCGCAGGCAGCAGAGUGUUCAUGUUUUCCACUCGUUCUUGUGGGACCACGAACGCGACGGCUAUGCGUCGUACAACUUUGAAAAUUGCCACCUUUUUGCUAAUGUCGUUGUGUAUGGAAUCUACUUUGAUUAAAAAGUUUGUUUACAUUUA
Pararge aegeria (speckled wood butterfly) is the source of this 541-nucleotide messenger RNA. RefSeq names its product dynein light chain Tctex-type 5-like. Bases 74 to 523 code for a protein of 149 amino acids. Gene Ontology annotation, biological process: microtubule-based movement. The record is from RefSeq and is a predicted model, not a curated record. NCBI's taxonomy places the organism in Eukaryota, Metazoa, Arthropoda, Insecta, Lepidoptera, Nymphalidae. Gene Ontology annotation, cellular component: cytoplasmic dynein complex; cytoplasm. Gene Ontology annotation, molecular function: dynein intermediate chain binding. The transcript has 3 exons.